Molecule: messenger RNA, 2071 nt
Organism: Nicotiana attenuata
Lineage: Eukaryota; Viridiplantae; Streptophyta; Magnoliopsida; Solanales; Solanaceae
Product: protein ESKIMO 1-like
Exons: 5
Coding region: 323-1729 (468 amino acids)
Cellular component (GO): Golgi apparatus
Molecular function (GO): O-acetyltransferase activity
Source: RefSeq, a predicted model, not a curated record
UUGAGAUCACUCCUCUUCCCCCAAUCCCUCUCACACAUCUAACAAAGGUAGUUGUUCGUUUGCUGGAGCAGAAGAAGUAGCACAGCAGUUUCAAACAAAUACACCUAAAUCUGAGAAUGACAACAACAACCCUCUAGCCACAAUCAAUAUCUUUCAGAAAACCCCAUUUCACCAAAUCAAAUAUUUCUUAACAGAAAAAAAAAAUUUAAUAAAUUAAAAAGAAGUUCGAGAUGUUAGUACUCUUUGCUUCACUCUUUCCCUUCUCUAUAUUUCUUACUGUGAGCAGUUGCAUUUCCCAUCAGUGUUUCAUAAACUCUUUCUCAUGCAUUCACUCCGCGGCCGGAAAACGCCACUCAUUUCCUCUGAAUUAUUCAACAUGAAGCAUCACAGUGGCCGUAAGAAUAAUAACCUCUCUAUAUUCGUAGUCGUUUUCUCCAUAUUCCUCUUUGGUUGUUUCAUGUACAAUGAAGACGUAAAGUCCAUUGCUGAAUUCCCAUUUUCUACACCCAAAGCUCAAGAAAUCACUGAACAAGAAAAUGGGAUUCAAGAAAGCAGUGUUUCAACUGUGGUUAUGAAUUCAAGAACUGUAGUUGAAACGGAAACAGAGCAAGAGGAGCAGAAAAUUGAAAUGCCAGCUGAAGAAGAAGAGGAGGAGGAGAACAUUGAAUUGCCACCUGAAGAUUGUGAUCUUUUUGUAGGGAAUUGGGUUUAUGAUAAUGUAACACACCCAAUUUACAAAGAACAUGAAUGUGAAUUCCUUACUGCUCAAGUUACUUGCUUGAGAAAUGGAAGGCAAGAUUCUAUGUAUCAGAAUUGGAGGUGGCAACCCAGAGACUGUUCUUUACCCAAGUUUAAACCAAGAUUGCUGCUUGAGAAGCUAAGCAAUAAGAGACUCAUGUUUGUGGGAGACUCUUUGAAUAGAAAUCAAUGGGAAUCUAUGGUUUGUUUGGUUCAAUCCGUUGUUCCUUCUGGCCGAAAAAGCUUAAACAAGACUGGCUCUUUAUCUAUUUUCAGAAUUGAGGAUUAUAAUGCCACGGUGGAGUUUUACUGGGCCCCAUUUCUGGUGGAGUCAAACUCAGAUGAUCCAAAUAUGCAUAGCAUCUUGAACAGAAUCAUAAUGCCAGAAUCAAUUGAGAAACAUGGCAACAACUGGAAGAAUGUGGAUUAUCUCAUCUUCAACACUUACAUUUGGUGGAUGAACACUUUCACCAUGAAAAUCCUGCGAGGAUCAUUCGACGAAGGAGCGACGGAAUACGACGAGAUAGAUAGACCAAUAGCUUAUAGGAGAGUUUUGACAACAUGGUCCCAAUGGAUUGAUAACAAUAUAAAUCCAAAUCGCACCCAAGUUUUCUUCAUGAGCAUGUCUCCACUUCAUAUAAAGAGUUUAGAUUGGGAAAAUCCUGAUGGAAUAAAAUGCGCUAAAGAGACAACACCAAUAUUGAACACAUCAAUGCCACUAGAUGUUGGAACAGAUAAAAGGCUGUUUGUGAUAGCAGCAAAUGUGACUGAGUCAAUGAAAAUCCCAGUUUAUUUUCAGAACAUUACAGCAUUAUCAGAGUACAGAAAAGAUGGGCACACAUCCGUUUACACAAUUCGCCAAGGCAAAAUGUUAACACCUGAGCAACAAGCUGAUCCUGCAACUUAUGCUGAUUGUAUCCAUUGGUGCCUUCCUGGAUUGCCUGACACUUGGAAUGAAUUCCUCUAUUCGCGUAUUAUUUCACGUUCUUGACACUUGGCCCUUCUUCAUUGUGCAGCUCUGAUCUUACUAUAAAUUUUCCUCUUUUUUUUUUUUUUUUUAAACCUUUACCCACAAUAUUAAUUUUUUUUGUAUCUUCAAUUUUCGUUUUCUUUUAAUCAGAAGAGCAAAAGGAAAAAUCUUGUAGCUGUCCUUCCAUAAGUUGAGCUUCUUAUUCUCUUUUUUCAUCUGUUUCUGGGGAUUUUCAUUUGGCCUAUGAGUUUUGUGGAACUACCAAAUUGGACGAAAACUGAAUGGGAAAAUAUACGUUGUACGACCAUUGUACGAUGAAAUUUUAUGAUUCAAGGGAAUAUAUAAUAAAGAUGCAAACUGUAA